CUGCCUUUUUCUCGCAUAAAAGGGGCUGGUUAAAGCCUUAGAGCUCCAGAUCGCACCUCAAAGCCUCCAACCAGCUCCAGCACUCCAGACACCAGCCGCACUCCAACCCAGCACUAUGGCCUCAGCCACCAGCCCGCUUCUCCGUGCAGCACUGCUGCUGCUGCUGCUGCUGCUGGCCACCAGCCCUCAGGCCACAGGGGCUCCGGUCGCCAGCGAGCUGCGCUGUCAGUGCCUGCAGACUGUGGCAGGGAUUCACCUCAAGAACAUCCAGAGCUUGAAAGUGACGCCCCCAGGACCCCACUGCACCCAAACCGAAGUCAUAGCCACUCUCAAGAAUGGUCGGGAAGCUUGCCUUGACCCGGAAGCCCCCAUGGUUCGGAAGGUUGUCCAAAAGAUGCUAAAGAAGGGCAUCUCCAAGUGACUGAAAAAGAAGUAAGAUUGCUCUGAUGGCGACCAUCUGGUGAAUGCUGGCGUCUGACAACACUAGCUCAACACAUUUUACAAUUUCUUGUGAGGGUCGUAUUUAUUUAUGUAUUUAUUUAUUUCACAAAGCAUGUGCUUUUUUUUCUUAAAUUAAUAUUUAACGAUGUGGAUGUGUUUCAUCAAUGGUAGUUGAGUUCUGACUGUUCAGUUUAAAGAUGGUAGAUUUAAAAUAGCUCAUUAAACUAAUAUUUAUUGGGAGACCAUUGUCAAUUACCGUGAUAGAAGGGCGUGGGGUGGGAAAGGCGAGCUGAGAGCUGAGAGUAUAUGAUCAUGUUUUGUGUUAGGGUAAGGAAAUGUA
Messenger RNA from Acomys russatus (golden spiny mouse), 781 nucleotides. Its product is annotated as growth-regulated alpha protein-like. NCBI's taxonomy places the organism in Eukaryota, Metazoa, Chordata, Mammalia, Rodentia, Muridae. Gene Ontology annotation, cellular component: extracellular region. The coding region runs from base 116 to 421 and encodes 101 amino acids. The transcript has 4 exons. Gene Ontology annotation, molecular function: CXCR chemokine receptor binding; chemokine activity. The record is from RefSeq and is a predicted model, not a curated record. Gene Ontology annotation, biological process: neutrophil chemotaxis; antimicrobial humoral immune response mediated by antimicrobial peptide; chemokine-mediated signaling pathway.